AUACAGAGAUACCUACCCAGUAGCUUUCAGAUUGCUCAUUGAGGAUGCCUACUUUACACGAUGUGCAUGUAUGCCUAUCUUGCUGAAUUCUUACAUUCCCCGCGCCCAACUCACAGUCUGACUAUCGCUGGCCUGAUCCCGAUUCCAGUUUCUGUGCCACUGCCUUCUCUCGUUGCACGUCGCAUCCACAAAGAAAAAGAUGCAGCCCAGCGAGGUCGAGGCGAUCAGCUCUUUCUUCAGUGACGCCCUCGGCUCCCCCCGAACGAUGCGCAGUGGUGCGCCCACGCCGCCGCCGCUGUCGGCCUCCGUGCGGCUCCCGGUACCCUCAUGGGAUGAACCGGAGGUCAUCCUAUACGCAUCGCACAUCCCGACCACCUACGAAAUGGACAUCGACAGCCGCCCGCCUGAGCCCGACGUGACCCCGCAUCGCGAAUGCCAGCAGCCAGUAGCAGCAGCAGCAGCAGCCAUCAAUCUCACCGGUCCGGCCCAGCAGCCAGUAGCAGUAGUAACCAACAGUCUCACCGAUCCCGCCGGACCGAUCGACAAACGAACGUUCUCGACCUUGGCUACUGCUGCUGGUAGUAGUAGCCGCAGUAACAGCAGCAGUGGCGGCAUCAGAAGCAGCAGCAUGAGGCAGGAAGUCCGGCUGACCUGCGCGCAGGUCGAGCAGAUCCACGCUACCAAGGAGGUGUUGAUGGCGCAGCAGACCGAGAUCGCGGGCCUGCGGACCAAUAUUCAGGAGAUCCACGCUGAGAUGCGGCGGGAGCGGCUCGAGGCAGAGAGGAAGGUGAGGAAGCACAUGAUCUCGGGGUGGAUGACCACUGAUGUUGAUGCGGAUGGCGAUGCCCGGGUUGUUUAUGAUACCUAUCGUGAUGGUGCUUGGACGCCGGCAUUAAUGAAGGUGGGUUUGCUCCCUGCAGAGCUGGAGGCGGAGUACGAACGUACCGAUGGGGCGUUGACGGAGCGGGAGAACCAGCUGGUCCAGUCGAUGGAGGACUUUGCGGGCCUGCUGGAUCAGCUGCGCGGGUCUUUUUCCAGAGGCGUUCUCACGGAGGAGGACUAUGAGGGCGCCGCUAUGGGGAAUGACGGAGCUGAGGGGCUUCUGGGUCGCAGCGAGCAUGCUUUGAAGGCGUUCUCCCAGUCUGCAGCCGCACAGAGGCUGCGAGAGCUGCGGGGUCAAUUGGUCGAACUUGACGGGCAAUUGGUCUCGAUCGUGGAGCUCCAGAAUAUUGAAAAUCCCUUGGUCUCAGACAGAGGGCUCGACAGGGAUGCGAUGGAUUUUCUGCGAACCUACGAUGAAAGACGGAUGAAUCUGUUUCAUGAGUACCGGGCCAGACUGUCGGAUCUUGAGACCCUCACGGAAGGGCAUGGCGAUACGCUGCAGCCGUCCUCCUGUGAGCUCAAACAGAGCAGCAUCUUUGAGCCGGUGCUGAUACCGAGCUCGCCGUCGAAAGUCUUCGUCAACCAGUGGCUUCUGUUCCAGCUGAGGACGUCGUCCUUGGAAGAGGCGCGCAUCCGCUCGCUCCCGGAGUGGGAGACACUGCGUGGCCAAGGGUGGACCAACGCCGGCAUCAGACGCCUGGCGCUCACGCUCUGGUUCUCGGAUGACACCGUCCUGCCGUACAGAGAUUCCAAGACCCCAAGUCAGUCCUUCAAUUUGAGCGAGAUCCCCAGCAUUGACUUCGGGGUCAGUCCGAGGAAGAGACGAGCCAGAUCCACCGGCUUGCAGGACCUGGAAACUCAGAGGGAAUCUACGCAGUCUCCGGUCAAGUUUGGUCGUUAUGAUACCACUUAGAACAACCCCUUCCUUUCAGGUUAUUGUUUUGCCUCGGUGCAGACUGAGUUUGGAUUUGUAUCCCUUAUUCGCUGUGGGCGGGACGACUUUGGAUUCUUGCAUGCGGAAUUAAUAUGUAGCGUUUGUAUGAUAUCGAUGGUUUGGCCUGAUCCGCUUGCAGUCUCGUUACCUUCGUUAUUGAUUUAGACGAUAGCUUGGAAAUCGAGACGAUGUCUUCAUAGUUUUGCCUAUUGGUCGUUUGAUUGUCGCUGUCGCUGUCAUGGUGGAGCAGCAUGGUGCGCAGACUGUGUCGAAUCCGAUCCAUUAUUCGAUGUGACUAUUUGGUAUCCAGCACAGGUAGUAUUGAGCUCGGCUUGAGCCUUGUUGACCAUAUUCACGCUGUUAUUAG
Molecule: messenger RNA, 2183 nt
Organism: Aspergillus aculeatus ATCC 16872
Lineage: Eukaryota; Fungi; Ascomycota; Eurotiomycetes; Eurotiales; Aspergillaceae
Exons: 1
Coding region: 200-1795 (531 amino acids)
Source: RefSeq, a predicted model, not a curated record